AUGACCCGAGUGUUGUGUGUGGCGGAGAAGCCUUCGAUUGCAAAAGCAGUCGCGAACCACUUGGGUGGCCAAGCCCGUGCUGAAAACGUCCGUGGCAUUCAAUAUGUCAAAAACUACAAGUUCGACUUCCGCUUCAAUCCCUGGGGCAAUUGCUCCGUAACCUUUACAUGUGUCGCGGGUCACAUUGUGCAUCGAGACUUUAACGAUCAGUUCAAGAAAUGGCACUCUUGUCCGCCAUCGGCAUUGUUCGAUGCUCCGAUAGUUUCCAGCAUAGCACAGGACAAAAAGGUCGUGGCGAGCAACAUUGAAGCGCAAGCCCGAUAUGCAUCCAUCUUGUAUAUAUGGACCGACUGCGAUCGCGAAGGGGAGCAUAUUGGAAGUGAGAUCCGCGAUAUUGCGCUAAAAGCGAAUCCAAACAUGCAGGUCUGGAGAGCGCGCUUCAGCAACAUUGAGAGAGCUCAUGUCAUCCAGGCCUCGCAGAACCCCAUCCGCUUGGAUGAAGCGCAGGCUGAAGCCGUCUCGGCGCGUAUGGAACUAGAUCUUCGCCUGGGCGCAGCCUUCACGCGCAUGCAAACAUUUGCGCUUCAAAACGUGAUCCCUCAACAAGGCGAAGAGCGUGGCAAGGUCAUUAGCUACGGCUCCUGCCAAUUCCCGACCUUGGGCUUUGUUGUCGAUCGCUAUCUGCGCGUCCGAAACUUUGUCCCUGAGCCGUUUUGGUACAUCAAAGUAGGGCACACAAAAGAGUUAGAGCAGACAAAAGACAAGGUAGACGUCAGGUUUAGCUGGCGACGCGGCCAUUUAUUUGAUCGCAUGGCCGUCACAAUCAUCUUCGAGAAAUGCUUACUUGCAAAGACGGCAAAGGUCGUCAAGAUGAGUAAAAAGCCGACUAGCAAGUGGAAGCCGUUGCCUCUGACGACUGUAGAACUGCAGAAGAUGGGAAGUAGGUUCCUACGCAUGACUUCGCAGGACGUCAUGAAGGUGGCUGAAGAGCUCUAUACCAAAGGAUGGAUCAGUUACCCGCGUACCGAAACAGAUCAGUUUGACCGCGCCAUGGAUCUACGGACACUUGUUGGAAGGCAAACUCAAGACGGUCGCUGGGGUCCAUUCGCGCAGAAUCUCAUGAACGGCGGGUUUCAUCAACCUCGCCAGGGCCGCAACAACGACAAAGCCCAUCCGCCCAUCCACCCUGUAAACUACGUCGCGCCUACGCAGCUCAACGAUAGGGAGCGAACGGUGUACGAGUUUGUCGUCCGUCGCUUUCUCGCAUGCUGCUCCGAAGACGCUGUCGGUGAAGCUACGGACAUUGAGAUUGAUUAUGGCGGCGAGUUCUUCCACGCGCACGGUCUGACUGUCAUCGCACGCAACUACCUCGACGUUUACCCAUACGACAAGUGGGAAAGUAGCCAGGUGCUUCCCAAGUACGCAGUGGGCGAAACAUUUGAACCGACAGAGGCGAACAUGCAAGACGGCCAGACAUGUGCACCAAGUUACCUCACCGAACCCGAGCUUAUCUCGCUAAUGGACGCGAAUGGCAUUGGCACAGACGCUACCAUGGCUGAACACAUUGCCACGAUUCAAAAGCGGGAAUACGUAAUUGCGCGAGCCAAAGGAGGCGGCGCAGCAGUUGCUGGUACAGACAGAGGUCGAGGUAGAGGAAGAGGUGGACGAGGCGGGCGCGGCGGGAGAGGCGGCGCAGCAGUUGGUCAGGAUGGCGGAGGGACGAGCGGGGUGCAAGAGUUCAUUCCAACGACACUGGGUGUCGCGCUUAUCGAGGGAUACGACAAUGUAGGAUUUGAGACGAGUCUUAGCAAGCCAUUUCUACGGAAGGAAAUGGAGGUUCAGAUGAAAGCCAUCUGCGAGGGCCGCACUACACGCAACGAUGUGGUUCAGCAGAACCUGGAAAAGUACCGCGCCGUGUUUAAUCGCACGAACCAGCAGAUCAACGUGCUCAAAUCGGCCGUCACAAAGUAUGUCGUCAACGCGAAUCAUCAUGGCUGA
Messenger RNA from Pyrenophora tritici-repentis Pt-1C-BFP, 1998 nucleotides. RefSeq lists its product as uncharacterized. The record is from RefSeq and is a predicted model, not a curated record. NCBI's taxonomy places the organism in Eukaryota, Fungi, Ascomycota, Dothideomycetes, Pleosporales, Pleosporaceae.